Molecule: messenger RNA, 1278 nt
Organism: Capronia coronata CBS 617.96
Lineage: Eukaryota; Fungi; Ascomycota; Eurotiomycetes; Chaetothyriales; Herpotrichiellaceae
Product: palmitoyl-protein thioesterase
Exons: 1
Coding region: 1-1278 (425 amino acids)
Cellular component (GO): lysosome
Molecular function (GO): palmitoyl hydrolase activity; thiolester hydrolase activity
Source: RefSeq, a predicted model, not a curated record
AUGCAGCUGAACCAACUUGUGCUGCUGUUGUCGCUUCCAGCCACCAUCCUCUCCUUUGUCAUCCUUCCCGAAGCCGACGUCUUCGCGAGUCCCCCACAAUCUCCAGAUUCUUCUAUCAUUUGCCCCAAACGGAUCGACGAAGCCGUUGGAGAUGGAGUAACGGGUCCGUCCACAUCAGCGGGCUCAAGGCCCUGCAUCUGCCACGAGGCUGCGCUGGGGGAAAUCGAAGUCUUGGCUGAAGUCGCUGCGGAACAUAUACCAUUCGCAGAUCUUGUCGAAGAGGUGGUGGAGGGUCCAACGGUCCAAGUUACAAGGUUGGCCCCCAAGCAUGCCAAUGCAGCACAGCCGGAUGGGGAAGACGCCGAUGAUCAGCCUCUACCAGUCGUGAUCUGGCAUGGCCUUGGAGACUCCGCCGACGCGGCGGGACUGCAGGAGAUUGCGGAACUGGUGGACAUGGUCCAUCCUGGUACAUAUACCUACAUUAUCUCGGUGACUGGUACGCGCGGGUCGGCGGAUCGACAAGCGUCCUUCUUCGGCAAUGUCAGCCAGCAGAUCGAGACCGUCUGCCACUUGCUGGCCGAGGACAACAUCCUGCGCACGGCGCCGGCGAUCGACGCCAUCGGAUUCAGUCAAGGCGGGCAGUUCUUGAGAGGGUAUGUGCAGAGAUGUGGCAGCUGGGCGCCCAAGAUCCGAUCUCUGCUCACCUUCGGAAGUCAGCACAACGGCAUCGCCGAGUUCCAGAAGUGUAGCGGGACCUCGGAUUGGCUCUGUCAGGGGGCCAAUGCCCUGUUGAAGAGCAGCACCGUGUGGUCGGAUUUCAUCCAGUCGAGACUCGUGCCCGCUCAGUACUAUCGCGACCUGAACGAAUACGACAAGUAUCUGGAGCAUUCCAAUUUCCUCGCCGACAUCAACAACGAGCGCAAGGUCAAGAAUGCGACAUAUGCCGAGAACCUGGCGAAACUGGACAAGUUUGUCAUGAUUGUGUUUGGUGACGACCGGACCGUCAUCCCGAAGGACAGUGGCUGGUUCGAUGAAGUCAACAUGACAUCGAACUCGGUCACCAAGCUGAGGGACCGGCCCAUCUACAAGGAAGACUGGAUUGGAUUGAAGAAGUUGGAUGAGAAGGGUGCUCUGGACUUCUUGACCCUGGCGGGCGAGCAUAUGCAAUUGGUGGACAAGGAUCUGAUGAAGUUGUUCAAGUCCUACUUCGGCCCUGCUGGCAAGAAGUUUGGAGGGACGGCGCCACUGGCCCCUGAUUCAGGGAAACUUGAUUUGUAA